AUGGCACAGCCUUCAUCGCUGCAGGAGCUCGAAGUGCUGAGCGCCGGAGAUAUCAAAAGGCUCCUAACACGCGAGGGCGUGAGCUCUCGUGGCUGCAUCGAGAAAGCUGACUUUGUGAGGCUGGCAGCCAAGACCUUCGGCAUUGAGAUUGGUGCCCAGGCUGAGGACAAAGCACAAGAUGGAGGUGCAGAGCAAGACCGGAGCCCUAGCCAGGCCAGCAUCCGCUCGGACUGGAGCGAGGCAGCGAAGGCCUCGGCCAAGGUGAAGGACAACAAUCGCAGCCGCAGUGGCAGCCGGCGCCGAAGAAGAGACAACAGUCGUGAUGGCAGCCCGAGUCAGCGAAAGCCAAACGACUGGAACGUAGAGUCCAUGAGGAUUACAGCAGACGAUGCUGCUGCCUUGACCUUUGGAGCUGGAGGGCGAACUGUGGAGCGGAUUGCACGUGUGUCGGAGGCGGAGGUGGAGCUUCUCGACAAAGACCUCGUUCUGGAGAUGAGAGGUACAGAUUUGCAGAGACGCAGAGCCAAGAAGUAUGCAAACAUCAUCAUGAAGCAGCGAAUGGGCCCAAAUGUCAUCACGGAUGACUUUGAGGAUGGUGACCUCACAGUCCUGAGCGUUCCUCCAGAUGUUGUGGGCUACGUCCAGGGUCAAGGCGGAAGUGUGCUGCGGAGCAUCGAGGAGGAAUGGGGCACUCUGAUGGUCUUCAUCGACACGGAUCUCUCGAAAGCGCAGCGCCUGGCCAUCUUCGGUAGCAUCCGCGGUCGACGCGGCUCAGAACUGAAAGUGCUCAGCGCUGUCGAAACGAAAAUGUCCGGCUACUUUGCCUCGGUGCGCGAGAUGAUCAUCAGUCGUGACAAGUACAAGGACCCAACGGCCACUUGGGGAACGGAUACCAUGACUUUUCGAGACGAGGGCGAGAUUUCGUAUGCCCUGGGCAAGCAGGGUGGCACGAGGAAGAAAUUGGAACGCUCUUCCGGUGCCAUUGUCCAGUAUGUGGGCAUGGUUGCAGUCGUCUCGGGUACCAAAUCAGAACGCUGCCGGGUGCGUGAGUACAUGAAGUGGCUCUUUCAGCAGUUGGAAGGCCCAGUUUAUGUGGCCGGCUGGGAGGACCGGGAAGACUGUACAGUGGUCGACAUACCCAGUGACUGCAUCGGCUACAUCACCGGCAAUCGACGUGCAACGCUCGGCCUGAUGGAGGAGGAGUGGGGGACGCUUAUGUUCUUCAUGAGCGAGGAUGGCGCCCGAGGCACCCGUGGAGGUGGCACCGAGAGAUUGGCAAUCUUCGGCCCGCAGCGGCCGCGUCGCGGCUCGGAGCUGAAGGUGAUGAGCGGCAUAGAGACGAAGAGUCCUGGAUUCUUCACGCGAGGCAUCCGAGAAAAACUCUCGGAGAGAAGAGGCUUUGAUACAGAUCGCAUGCUGUUUCGCGACGAUGAGUUGAGUUAUGCUCUGGGGAAGGAUGGUGCGACGAGGAAGAAGUUGGAGCUCGCCUCCGGAGCCAUACUGCAGUAUGUUGGACAUGUUGCCUUCAUUGCCGGAACCCUCAAAGAGCGCCGGCGAUGCCGGGAGUUUGUGAAUUGGCUUCUGCAACAGCGACGCGGGUCCGUGACCAUCACGGACCUGUCUCGGCGAGAUGACGUGGCCGAGGUGAAAAUCCCCGACAGUUGCAAAGGCUGGGUCACAGGCAGCCCGGUUUGCAAGCUUGGACAGCAUUCGAGGCCUUACAGGCGAAGCACUAAUUUCUCCCGUAGCUGUAGGUCUUCAGGCUGCAAUGCCGACGGAUGUCCACCGCAUUUACAAUCAUGUGCCAGACUGCAUGGCUUUGCCUCGAUCAGCUGCUUUCCGUGCUGA
This is a messenger RNA of Symbiodinium sp. CCMP2592, 1848 nucleotides long. The record is from the annotation of a GenBank genome assembly. Lineage: Eukaryota; Dinophyceae; Suessiales; Symbiodiniaceae.